AUGGUGAGUUUACGAUCAGGCGAGCCAGGGUCAAAGAGGGCAACCACCAGUUCGGGCCAGAUUAGUGAUCCAUUACCACCUGUACCGAGCACAUCACGUGCAUCAAUGAUUACAUUAGAACACAAAACAAGCGAAUCCACGCAGUCUGAUCCAACAUUUCAGCCUCAAUCAGAAGUGUCAGUGAGUGUUCCCAGUUUAUCUGCACGGGAUAUAAGCCACAACGUGUCCGAUAAUUGUAACUUUGCAAUACAUAUUUACGUUAACUUUAUAGGCCUCAACAGUUUAAUGAGUAUCGUGAUUGACAAGGAGGCAUACACUUCUAUAGUAAAACAUUCCCACCCCGAUGGCGUGUUUGUGGCGACCACUGCAUCGGGCAUUGAUUCAAGGAGUGCGGAGAGGUUCAGACUUGUCGUACCAAAUUAUUAUCCAACAUUGGACCAAAACCUUUUUGCCUUUACCGUUGCAGCACUAACUCUGAAAAAGUUAUCCGACGUAUGGAAUACAGCAUACAGAGAAUACCACGUUGUCAAUGCCACGUAUGCAGUUGCAGCGAGUGGUUUGGUAGCUAAAAGGAAGGAGAAUGAUCACUGGGUACCAGAUGGUGACUGGAGAUUCUCCGGUGAGAAGGUGGAUCCAGAAUUGAUGAAGAAGACCAAAGACCUGAUUACGAAGAAUGUGAACCACCUGUUUCUGCUAGUCUCCGUAGUUUUGAUGACCGAAGUUAACCUUUGGAACACUAACCACCAUGGCUCAACUGGGUCUAACCCAUUACCAUCCGCUUUCCAAAUGGCACAAACGGCAGUGCAAGAAGAGACCAAGUUCUCUAUAACGAAGGAAGCUACGCACACAUACGGACACUGGACAUCAACUUUGAAAGUUUUAGAGAAGUUUGGGAAGCCUGUGAGGGAUUCGGGCACCAUCGCUAGAACUAAGUUCUUCUCCUAA
Molecule: messenger RNA, 945 nt
Organism: Dicrocoelium dendriticum
Lineage: Eukaryota; Metazoa; Platyhelminthes; Trematoda; Plagiorchiida; Dicrocoeliidae
Source: the annotation of a GenBank genome assembly